GUUGUCAUUUUCAACCCAGCCAACGCUAUAUAUGCACUUGUCCCUCGUCUCCAUCACCCCGAAGUAAUAAAAAAAAAUACCUCGCCAGCUUCUCUGUCGCUUUCUGCCAGGCUCCGACGAAAUCGGGGCACAUUUGCGGGCACUUUCGCCGCAUUUGAAAACAGGUGUCCCAGGUUUAGAUACCCGGAAAUACAGCGCAAGGGGCACUGGUGAGAGGAUGGCUGCGUACAAGCUGGUUCUGAUCCGCCAUGGCGAGAGCUGCUGGAAUCAAGAAAAUCGCUUCUGCGGCUGGUUCGACGCGGACCUGAGUGAAACCGGAGUGGGGGAGGCGAAGAGAGGAGGACAGGCCUUGAAAGAUGCUGGCUAUGAAUUUGAUGUGUGCUACACCUCAGUCCUGAAGCGGGCCAUCCGGACCCUGUGGCUUGUUUUGGAGAGCAUAGACCAGAUGUGGCUGCCUGUCCAUCGGACCUGGCGACUCAAUGAACGUCACUAUGGUGGGCUGACUGGGCUAAACAAAGCGGAGACUGCAGCCAAACAUGGGGAGGCCCAGGUCAAGAUCUGGAGGCGCUCUUUUGACAUCCCUCCCCCACCCAUGGAUGAGGAGCAUGACUACUAUAAUAACAUAAGCAAGGAUCGUCGCUAUGCCGAUCUGACUGAGGACCAGCUUCCAACCUGCGAGAGUCUUAAGGAUACCAUUGCCCGAGCACUGCCAUUCUGGAAUGAGGAGAUUGUGCCCCAGAUUAAAGAGGGCAAGCGGGUUCUGGUUGCUGCCCACGGCAACAGCCUUCGGGGCAUUGUCAAGCACCUAGAGGGUAUGUCUGAUGAGGCCAUCAUGGAACUGAACCUGCCCACAGGGAUCCCCAUCAUGUAUGAGCUGGACAAGAACCUGAAACCUUUGGGACCAAUGCAAUUCCUGGGAGACGAGGAGACCGUUAGGAAGGCCAUGGAAGCUGUUGCUGCCCAGGGCAAGGCGAAGAAAUAGGCACAUCACCCCUACUGUAGUUGGGCAGAAGUGAUUUGUCCUGGAGUAUAGAUUAUUGAACAUGCACUGUUACAUUCUACACAAGACUCAGCUGAGUCAUAACCAGUUUUCACACAAAUACACGAAACAAUAUAGCGUUUGAUUUGAUCGGUCUGUACUUUAGUGACAUACUGAGGCACUUGAAUAGUUAUCAGUAUUAGACAAUCGGUGUUAGCUGUAACAUUGACUAUGAUGACUAACCAAAAAAAAUUAGAAAACGGCAAAUAUUACCCCCACCCUCAAGUCAUUUGCUCAUUUGGUUUAGCGAAAAGUAAUUUAAGAAGCAACAAGCAAAUGUGCUUGAUAUGCUAUGCUGCCUGCUGCUCUGAAGGACCAUUGCUAAGACAUUUCAUAAAUGAAUUCUUAUUCUGACCAUUGUUCUAUACCGUUUCUCUACUUCUGCUCCACCUGAGGGAUUUAUGGGCUAAUAUUGUCUGGUCAUCCCAAGUUCCCCAUUUUGUUUCUUCUGUAGAUGAAGCUCAAUUGGAACUGUAUAAUCCAGGUAACACUAACUUUUGUAAAAGGGACACAACAUGCCCUACACUGCUGAUGAUUUUGUUUGCUUUGGUAUUAUGUGAAGAUUAAAAAGUGUUAUGCGCAAAGUGUUAUGA
Messenger RNA from Lampris incognitus (smalleye Pacific opah), 1632 nucleotides. RefSeq names its product phosphoglycerate mutase 1b (gene pgam1b). The record is from RefSeq and is a predicted model, not a curated record. Gene Ontology annotation, molecular function: intramolecular phosphotransferase activity. Gene Ontology annotation, biological process: glycolytic process. The transcript is spliced from 4 exons. Lineage: Eukaryota; Metazoa; Chordata; Actinopteri; Lampriformes; Lampridae. The coding region runs from base 218 to 982 and encodes 254 amino acids.